Molecule: messenger RNA, 3387 nt
Organism: Leptopilina boulardi
Lineage: Eukaryota; Metazoa; Arthropoda; Insecta; Hymenoptera; Figitidae
Gene: Vav
Product: protein vav
Exons: 9
Coding region: 465-2858 (797 amino acids)
Biological process (GO): regulation of GTPase activity; cell migration
Cellular component (GO): cytoplasm
Molecular function (GO): protein binding; guanyl-nucleotide exchange factor activity
Source: RefSeq, a predicted model, not a curated record
AAAAUUACUCAAAAUGGCGCCGAGUGUUCAUGAAUAGAGAUCAUUGAGCAAGAAGAAGAACGUCAUAAAAACAAUAAGAAAAAAUAAUCAAAAAAAAAAAAACAAAAAAGAAACAAAAAAUGAAAGAAUUUAAGUGAUUAUGCAAAAUGCCUGUUUAAUUAUGAGAUUGGAGAAAAAAUCGCACAGAAUAAUAUAUCAAUUUUCCAAAGAGCGGAAGUGAAUAAGUUGAAAACCAUAUCAUGGAUUUUCCUUAAUAGGACAUUCUUUUUACUGUAUACUGUAAGAAGAUUUUAAAAAAAUAAAAUCUAUUAUUCUAUUAUUGUCAACUAAAAAGAGAUGUUUUCUGUCUUGCAAUGAAUACAUGGAAUGAAUUUGAAAUUUUUGUCGAUUCUUGGCUACUGUAACAUAUAUAUAUGUAUAUAUAUAUAUUAAAUAUAUAUUAUAUAUAUAUAUGUGUGUGAAUAAUGAGUGAAAUCGACGAUGAGGGAGAUUUAGUAAGUGGAUGGCGUGAAUGUUCAAGUUGGCUGAUAAGAUGUGGAGCAUUACGUGCGGAUCAUCGUGCAAAUUGGCCAAAUGCAACAGCACGCGAUUUGGCCUAUAUUUUACGAGAUGGAGUACUAUUGUGCAAUCUUUUAAAUAUUUUAGACUCUGGAUGUAUUGAUAUGAAAGAUGUCAAUCAAAAGCCACAAAUGGCACAAUUUUUAUGCCUGCGUAAUAUCAAAGUAUUUCUAUCAACUUGCUUUCAAAUUUUCAAUAUUGCCGAAUCCGAUCUUUUUGAGGCGCGAAUGCUUUUUGAUUUGACAAAUUUUCACAAAGUUCUAUGCACACUUAGCUCACUUUCAAAUUCACCUCGUUUAAGGCUCAAAGGCAUUCCAGGAUUUGUCGUGAAGAAGGGACGAUCACAGGAGGAUAUUUACAAGGAUUUACAAAGCGUCGGUGCUGGGCGUGAAAGCGAUGGCCGUCGAAGGAGAUUUAGAUGGCGCGAAAGAGAUGAGGCAGGUGGAGGUGGAGUAGGAGGAGAUGAUGAGGAUUCCAAUGGCGAAGAAGGUGGCUAUGGUGCUUGCAACAGUCAUGCUCAAAGAGAAAAAGUCUAUCACGAUUUGUGUAGACUGCAUCUUCCACCUCCUCCGUCUACUGCACAGGGUGCAAUUGCUGGCGGUGAGAAGAGGGAUUACGUUGUUCAAGAAUUAGUGGAAACAGAAUGUAAUUAUUCGGAAGUUUUGAAUAAUUUAUUGAGGCAUUUUGCAAGGCCAUUGUCAUCAAUGUUGAAACCAGAGGAUUCGUCAAGAAUUUUUUUUGGUAUCAAAGAUCUAUCGGAGAUUCAUGCGGGAUUUCAUAGUUCAUUACGUAAAGCACGAAAUGGCGCUGCUUUAGCACAAGUUUUUCUUGAUUGGCGAGAAAAAUUUCUCAUCUACGGUGAUUAUUGCGCAAAUUUGACAACCGCUCAAACAAUAUUGCAAGAUGUAUGCUCGAGAAAUGAGGAAAUUAAUCAAGAAGUUAUUAGAUGCCAACAAGAAGCGAAUAAUGGAAAAUUUAAAUUACGUGAUAUUCUCUCAGUGCCAAUGCAGAGGAUUCUUAAGUAUCAUUUAUUAUUAGAAAAACUAGUAGAAGAAACUCCUCGCGACUGGAAUGAGGAUCAUCGUCAAUUAUCAAAAGCAAGAGAAGUUAUGGUUGAUGUAGCACAAUAUAUUAAUGAAGUUAAACGAGAUUCUGACACUUUGGAUAUUAUAAAAGAUAUUCAAAGAUGCAUAAUCGACUGGGAUGUACCUGAGAAUGCCGAAUUAAAAGACUUUGGUCGAUUGCUUAUGGAUGGGGAACUCAAGGUGAAAGCACACGGUGAUCAAAGAGUAAAAGCGCGAUAUACAUUUGUAUUUGAACAAGCUGUACUCGUGUGUAAAGCAGCGCGUGGCGAACAGUAUUGUUAUCGUGGAACAUUGAAAUUGGACGAUUAUCGAAUUGAAGAUCAUACUGGAAGACGAACAUUAGGUCGCGAUUCACGAUGGUCCUAUCAAUGGUUUUUGGUUCAUAAACAAAUGCGAACGGCUUAUACAUUAUUUGCGCGUACUGAUGAUCUUAAACAAAUGUGGAUAAAAGCAUUACAAGACGCCAUGGAUAAUGUUAAUCCAGCCGCAUGUCGUCACACUAAUCAUAAAUUUAAAUUAAUCACGUUCGAUAAUCCCCGCAGUUGUCAGAGAUGUGAAAAAUUUCUCAAAGGACGAAUAUUUCAGGGCUAUAAAUGUGACGUAUGCGGGCUUGCUGUUCAUAAACAAUGCAUUAUAUACUCGGGAAAAUGUAUGCCUGCACCGCCGCCUCCUCCGCCUCCGCCACCUUUACCUUGCGAACGUGCUUUAACCGAUAAAUUAUGGUACGUUGGAGUAAUGGGUCGUGACGUUGCUGCCAGUAAAUUGGAAGCUCGUGAAGAUGGAACCUAUAUGUUAAGGUUACGACCUGCCGGACAACCUCGACUUCAAUAUGAAACCAAUUUUGCCCUAAGCAUAAAAGCCGACGGUACAGUGAAACAUAUACGUGUAUUUCAACGAGAUGUCGAUGGUGCUGAUUUAUAUUAUCUCAGUGAAUCUCGCUUCUUUAAAAGUGUUGUUGAGCUUGUUGAAUUUUACGAGAGAUCAUCGCUCGCUGAAAAUUUUGAAAAACUCGAUCAACGUUUAUUGUGGCCAUUUAGGAGAGUUUUAGCAAAAGCUUUAUACAAUUUUCGUGGCGAAGAACGCAAUCAAUUGAGUUUACGUCGCGGAUGUCGUGUUGUAGUACUAAGCAAAGAAGGCGAGGCAAAAGGAUGGUGGAAGGGAAAAAUCAACGAUCAAGUGGGAUUUUUCCCAAAAGAAUACGUGGAAGAAGAAUAAAAGCCUUCGGCCUUUAAAAACAAAAAUUCUACAUCAUUAGCCUAAUCAUUGUUAAAAAAAAAAAAAAAAAUGAUAUAUGCUCAAAACAUAUUUCAUUUCGCUAAAUUUUAAUCAUCCACUGAUCAACAUUGAUUGAAUGAUUCAAAUGUGAUCGUCGUCAAAUGAUCCGAUGUGAUCGUGAUGAUAUCAAUUUAUUUCAUUAUUAAUUUUAUUUCUAAUUUUAUUUUUAAUUGUAAAAUUAACAAAAAUUAUGAAUUUAAUUAUUAUCAAUUAUUAUUAUUAUUAUUGUGAAUUUUUAAUAAUUCAGUGAUUAUUACCAAAUUAUGAAUUUUAAUAAUCUAUUUAUUGUGUAUUUUUAAAUUGUCAUUAUGAUCCAACGAUUAUUACGACUAUCCAAUGAUUAUUGCGAUUAAUGAUUCAACGAUCAGGGUGAAUGUCCAAUCAAAUAAAAAAAAAUGCGAGAUCCCUGUAAAAAAAUGUUUUGUGAAAAAAUAAAAAUAUAACGGAUUUCGAGGGACAAUGCGAGAAA